Folsomia candida is the source of this 800-nucleotide messenger RNA. RefSeq lists its product as uncharacterized. The record is from RefSeq and is a predicted model, not a curated record. Lineage: Eukaryota; Metazoa; Arthropoda; Collembola; Entomobryomorpha; Isotomidae. The transcript is spliced from 2 exons. The coding region runs from base 66 to 734 and encodes 222 amino acids.
CAAUAUAAGUGACGAUUGCCAAUGAACCAAAGCACAGUCAACUUUUGACUAGUUAAAUCAUCGCAAUGUUCUCUCUACGUCAAUUUAUCUUCCUUGCGACCGUGGUGGCCAUGGCGUCAGCCCACAUGAGAUUCCUCGAUCCCCCGGGACGCCCUUCCCUCUGGCGGUUUGAGGAAUACAACUAUCUCAACCCCGUAAUUGUUGGGAACGACGAUGAAAUGUGGUGCGCCAACAUUCGUCAAAAUGUGGUCGACAAUAGGUGUGGGGUUUGUGGCGACCCUGUCUCUGCCCCGACUCCAAGGCCUUAUGAGUACGGUGGGUCCGCUUGGAGGGAUGUUGUCGUCAGAAAUUACACGGCUGGACAGAUGAUCCCGCUCUACCUGCAAUCCUACGCUCCCCACGGGGGAGGUCUUGAAAUCCAACUUUGUAAUCGCGUCCCAGAGACGGAAGAUUGUUUCCAAACCCUAAUGCUCAGCAAUGGGGACAACAUGUGGCAGAUGAGCCUUGGUGGGGGAGACUUUGAGCUACAUUUCAGUGCCCAACUUCCCGCCGGGGUCACCUGUGACCGGUGCGUCCUACGUUUCCACUGGAGGGGCGCGCAAAAUUGGGGAACUUGUGAAAAUCCUCCAUCUCGGAUUUGUGAGUGCGAUUACAACUCUGGAAACCCACCUGGCGGGCACGGAUGCGGGGAGCAACAAACCUUCCGCGCAUGCGCGGAUAUCUCCAUUCAUUAAUUGAUAAAUGUCUAAUUCCAUACACAUAGUAUGAUUAAUAAACAAAUUUGCAUACCUUAAAAUUCA